AUGAAAACUGGGAUAAAAACAGAAUAUUUUGUGACAUGCGCUUUCUUAACUGCAUAUCUUGGCGAUGAUCUAAAUUCUACCUCAACUUGUUUAACACCCAAACCUACCUACAGAAGUGGAAAGAAACUCUCCGUCUACCCCAUCAAAGUUCUGAGUAGUUUAGGUCCAAAUGCGUGUUUCAAAGAAUGCCGAGCUCACGGUGGCUGCCUUUCAGCAAACUUUGACAAUCAACAUUUCAUCUGUCAACUGCUGAGUCAAAAGGAAACUUAUGUGAAACCACUCACAGUAGAUGGAGAUUUUGUUCACAUGGAAUUACCCAAAGUUUCCAAUGGAAGGGAUAAGAAAUGCGGAGGGGUUUCAUGCAACAACUACUCAACUUGUAAACUUACAACUUUCAGUAAAAGAAAGUGCAUUGAAACAGAUUGCGCGGAACCCCUUCCAGCUUUGGCAAACGGACAUGUUGUAAAACGGACGAAUAAUCCGAUAACUGCAAAGUUUGGCUGCAACAUUGGAUUCACCAGUGUUGGUUCUGGAAGAACCAUUCACUGCUUUCCAGGGGGGAGAUGGACAUCGUUAUUCUAUCGAUGUGAAUUACCAGUUCAUGGGGGCUGGAGCAGUUGGGGCGAAUGGAAUACUUGCUCGAGAACUUGCGGAAGUGGAACAAAAACCCGAUUACGUUAUUGUAAUAAUCCAAUGCCCAUGUACGAAGGAAAUUACUGUAGCGGUGGUUCAACAAAUAUAAUAUUAUGCAACACGAACAGUUGUCCAAUUCACGGAAGCUGGAGUAGUUGGAGUGAAUGGAAUACAUGCUCUAAGUCUUGUGGGAAUGGAACAAAAGAUCGAUCACGUGACUGUAAUAAUCCAACUCCCAUGUAUGGCGGUGACUUCUGUAACGGAAGUUCUAUGAACACAACAUUAUGCAACACCGACGAGUGUCCAAGUCCAAUUGAUGGAGGCUGGGGCUCUUGGGGAAGCUGGUCUUUAUGUACAAAAACCUGUGAUGCUGGAACCAAAUAUCGAAGUAGAAGUUGUAACAAUCCUUACCCCCAGUAUGGAGGGGCAGGUUGUAGCGGCACACUACAAGUAUAUACGUACUGCAACACCAAUGUAUGCCCAGGAUGGUUGUUCAAAAGGAGGUAGUGAUCCAUGACCUUUUGAUGAACUUUUUGUAUUCCGUCCGGAAUAUGAUGAUGAAAUUUUUGAUAUGGAAUUUUACAGAUCUUUAGAUUGGCUGAAUUGUAAAAUAAUAGCUUCAUGCAAUUAUUACCGA
Saccostrea cuccullata (small rock oyster) is the source of this 1270-nucleotide messenger RNA. Its product is annotated as A disintegrin and metalloproteinase with thrombospondin motifs adt-1-like. The record is from RefSeq and is a predicted model, not a curated record. Lineage: Eukaryota; Metazoa; Mollusca; Bivalvia; Ostreida; Ostreidae. The transcript is spliced from 7 exons. Bases 1 to 1140 code for a protein of 379 amino acids.